GGUUUCCGGUGAGCGGCAGUAGCCGGUUAUGACGACUCCCUCCUCUGGAACAGCCGCCGUCUCCUCGCCUCCUGCUCGGUAGUCACGGCUGCGCCGGCUCCAGGCCUGUGGAAAUCUAAUCAAGGGUUUCGGGAGUGGAGUGAACCCAGCUGCUUUGAGCUGAAGGAAAAGUAGCUUGGCCACCAAAGCGUCCGGUGCUGGAGGAGUGCAGCCACCCAUCCCGGCAGGCCUUGCAGGAGGACCGACACCAGGAAGGCUUUGUGCCAGGUCCAGCAGCCACCCUCAGCCGUCUUAUGCAAGUGGGUACAUGCCCUCGGCAGAAGCCAGCUCUCUGAUCUGCGUCUUUAGACUUUUUUCAUCGCCUAAGCGUUACUUCUUCUCCACGGAUUGGUGAGUUUAGUGAUGGCCAGAGCUCACUGGAGGACAAUGGACUUGGAUAACCAAAGGUCAGGGCUUGGUCAUAGCAAUGACUUUUAUUACCGGGAAGGACGAGUCAAAAAAUAGGAAGGUCUGGGAACCCUCAGAUUCGCCACUCUAGGAUUUAGAGACCUGAAACAUCGCAGAAGCUUCUGAGUGGUUCUGAGGAUUCAAGAGGUUUUCAGGUUGCUAUGUUAAUACUGCUUGUCUUUGGACUCUUACUUCAUGAAGUCCCACUGAGUGGCCAAAAUGAAGCUCCACCUAAUACUCAGAGCAUUCCAGGCGAACCUCUGUAUAACUAUGCCAGCAUCCGCUUGCCAGAGGAGCACAUUCCCUUCUUUUUGCAUAACAAUAGGCAUAUUGCCACUGUCUGUAAGAAAGACUCUCUCUGUCCAUAUAAGAAACACCUAGAAAAUCUAAAGUACUGCUGGGGUUAUGAGAAAUCCUGCAAACCAGAGUUCAGGUUUGGUUACCCAGUUUGCAGCUAUGUUGACAUGGGAUGGACGGACACUCUUGAGUCAGCUGAGGACAUUUUCUGGAAACAGGCUGACUUUGGAUAUGCCAGAGAGAGGCUGGAGGAGAUGCAUGUGCUCUGUCAGCCUAAGGAAACGAGUGACUCAAGUCUGGUGUGUUCCCGUUAUCUUCAGUACUGCAGAGCAACCAAUCUUUACCUUGAUUUAAGAAACAUCAAGAGAAAUCAUGACAGAUUUAAGGAGGACUUUUUCCAGAGUGGUGAAAUUGGAGGGCACUGUAAACUUGACAUCCGUACGUUGAUGUCUGAAGAUCAGCGCAAAAGCCCCUUGCAGUCAUGGUUUGCUGAGCUACAGAGCUAUACUCAGCUCAACUUCAGACCUAUACAAGAUGCUAAAUGUGACAUUGUCAUUGAAAAACCAACAUAUUUCAUGAAAUUAGAUGCAGGUGUUAACAUGUAUCACCACUUCUGUGAUUUCAUCAAUCUUUAUAUUACCCAGCACGUUAAUAACUCAUUCAGUACUGAUGUGUACAUCGUGAUGUGGGACACCAGUUCUUACGGAUAUGGUGACCUAUUCUCUGACACAUGGAAUGCAUUUACUGAUUAUGACGUUAUACAUUUGAAAACUUAUGAUUCUAAAAGGGUGUGUUUUAAAGAAGCUGUUUUUUCAUUACUCCCCCGUAUGAGGUAUGGGCUGUUCUAUAAUACUCCUCUGAUAUCUGGCUGUCAAAAUACUGGACUAUUCAGGGCAUUUUCCCAGCAUGUGCUACACAGACUAAACAUCACACAAGAAGGACCCAAGGAUGGAAAAAUUCGAGUCACCAUUCUUGCACGGAGCACGGAAUACCGGAAAAUCCUAAACCAAAAUGAGCUUGUAAAUGCACUGAAAACAGUAUCUACAUUUGAAGUCCAGAUUGUUGAUUACAAGUAUAAAGAACUUGGGUUUUUAGAUCAACUAAGGAUCACACACAACACGGACAUAUUUAUUGGAAUGCAUGGAGCUGGUCUUACCCAUUUACUUUUCCUUCCAGACUGGGCUGCUGUAUUUGAACUGUACAACUGUGAAGAUGAACGCUGUUACUUAGACUUGGCCAGGCUGAGAGGCGUUCACUACAUCACUUGGCAAAGGCAGAACAAAGUCUUUCCUCAGGAUAAGGGUCACCAUCCAACCUUGGGGGAGCACCCAAAGUUCACCAACUACUCUUUCGAUGUAGAAGAAUUUAUGUAUCUUGUCCUUCAGGCUGCAGACCACGUAUUGCAACACCCAAAGUGGCCGUUUAAGAAGAAACGUGAUGAGCUAUAAAUAUGUUGAGUCUGUUUGCAAAAAGAGUGUUUAAACACUUCCACACCCAGACUUAGAAUUAAAUCAGUAAGGCAACCUAUUAUUCCCUAUCCCCAAAUUACCUUUUCUAUGCCAAAACAUACCUUCAGGAUAUUGUUAUGUGUUUUAUAGACAGUAAGUGUUUCAUGUGGUUUUUGUGUCAUUGCUAUUUACCAAUAGCAAUAAUUUUGCACUGAAAACUUUUUAUAGUUCAAAAAUUGGGCACAGACUCCUUGGUAUAAUUGAACUUUCUUUCUUUCUUUCUUUUUUUUUUUUUUUUGAGACAGUCUCACUCUGUCACCUAGGCUGGAGUACAGUGGCAGGAUUUCAGCUCACUGCAACCUCCACCUCCUGGGUUCAAGUUCUUGUGCUUCAGCCUCCCAAGGAGCUGGAAUUACAGGCGUGCAACAUCAAGCCCAGCUAAUUUUUGUAUUUUUGGUAGAGACAGUGUUGUACCAUGUUGGCCAGGGUGGUCUCAAACUCUGGGCUCAAGAGAUCCUCCCACCUUGGCCUCCCAAAGUGCUGGGAUUACAGGUGUGAGCCACCAUGGAUGGACUUGAACUUUCUCUUUUUAGGGAUACCAAAGUUUUCAACUUUUUCAGCUUUAGAAUUUGUAAAUGUUUUUGUAGAAUAUUAUAUGAUUGUAAUUCCAGAGUAUUCCAACUUGUUUAUGAUAUAUUUGGGUAAAUUUACAGCUGCUCUUUUAUUUUCCAUAAUCUGGUUGUAGCACUGAUUGUGGUAGAAAAGGAAAACAUGC
Sapajus apella (tufted capuchin) is the source of this 2967-nucleotide messenger RNA. RefSeq names its product EGF domain specific O-linked N-acetylglucosamine transferase (gene EOGT). NCBI's taxonomy places the organism in Eukaryota, Metazoa, Chordata, Mammalia, Primates, Cebidae. The record is from RefSeq and is a predicted model, not a curated record. The transcript has 18 exons. The coding region runs from base 609 to 2192 and encodes 527 amino acids. Gene Ontology annotation, molecular function: protein N-acetylglucosaminyltransferase activity. Gene Ontology annotation, cellular component: endoplasmic reticulum lumen.